Notothenia coriiceps (black rockcod) is the source of this 1867-nucleotide messenger RNA. RefSeq names its product tumor protein p53 inducible nuclear protein 2b (gene tp53inp2b). The transcript is spliced from 4 exons. Gene Ontology annotation, cellular component: autophagosome; nucleus. The coding region runs from base 544 to 1509 and encodes 321 amino acids. Lineage: Eukaryota; Metazoa; Chordata; Actinopteri; Perciformes; Nototheniidae. Gene Ontology annotation, biological process: positive regulation of DNA-templated transcription; autophagosome assembly. The record is from RefSeq and is a predicted model, not a curated record.
UUUUACAUUCUGAUCCGAGGAUCAGCUGGAGGCAGCAAUAAACAGAAGGAAAUUCUGCAGCGGAAAAAAACUGAGGAGGAGGAAAAAGCUGCAGAUGUUAUAAUCCGAAAACAUCAGUGUAACAUUUUUACACGAAGCCCUUCUUCUAAGAAGAAAGCCUUUUAUUUUUGUAUAAUAGUGUUUUAACUACCUCACUUAAAGACGAUCUUAAGCUGUGCUUUAAGAAUUGUUAUCGUUUCUACUGUGUUCGAGAUCUCGUUUACAACUUGAAUAAUAUUGCAAAGGCAGGCCUUCGCUCCAAACCAAGUCAACCUUACAUUUGCACUAGAGAAGCCUGUUCAAACCUGCUUGUCAAAAUCGAGAUCCAGUAAGGGCUUUAGGUGGAAAAUAAAAGAGACUCAAAAUAUCUAACAAAGUAUUGCUUAGAACAGCAACAAGUGAUACUUAAACACAAAUAAGAAAUUCAAUAAGGCAGCUAUAGCUUUUUCUUUAUUGACAAACAAGAAGUACCUGAGUCAUCACCACUUGACGAAACAAGCAGUCAUGUUCCAGCGUUUGAGCAGCCUGUUGUUUGGGGAGGUAGAAGAAGUGGCGGCUGAGCUGAAGGGACCCAACCCCUGUGUGACAGAGGCCGACGAGGAGGGAUGGAUGCUCGUCAACCUGCCUGAAGAAUCUGACUGCAUGAUUCAGGCAGACGAUGAGACGGGAGAACCAUCAAUUGCACAAUCAUUCCCAGAUAGUAACAAAUCAAAUCAAAAAGUCAUAAAUUCAAGGACUGAAAGCCUGGCCCCCAUUUCCCACCCGUCUAUCAAGCGACGUAGAACACAUAAAGCUCGGUCACGAGGUGCAGUAGCACCAUCAGACCCACGGUCUUGUCCAAGCGCUAGCCCUUCAGACUUGGGUGCCACUACACCUGUGACCCUGCCGAGACGGGCCAGGCUGUCCACACCCUCCUCAACCCCGUCAAUGUCCCCUGGCUCUGGAAGUGAGUGUGGGCGCAGUGGGGGUAGCAGUAGGUCAGGCCAAGAGAGAGGCUGCAUGGAUGAGAGCUGGUUUGUCACCCCUCCCCCCUGUUUCACUGCAGAGGGAGCCACAGCGGAGGCCAGCCCGAUGGAGGACCUGCUCAUCGAGCACCCCAGCAUGUCUGUGUACGUCUCUCCGAGCAACUUCUCCAUGGUCUCCAACAGCAACCUGUCCAUGUUGGGAGAGGAAAGCAUUGUCAGCCUGGCGAGCAGCGUGAGCAGAGUGGCAGAACCAGCUACUGCCCCGGCUACCCGCAGCACUAUGCCUACCAGGGUGAGCCGUGGAGCCGCUGCCCAGGCUGGAGCUCUGGCCAAGGUCACCCAAGUGGCCAGGGUCCAGCGUAGCAAAGCCCGCAUCGAGCGACGCCACCUGGGCCGCAACCGCAUCCAACGCCAAAACCGCACCCGGGAGCAGGUCCCUCGCCAUGCAGGCCACGCCAGAAACACCUUCCUUCAGCAGCCCACCAAGCGUAACAUCUGCCACUAAACUCCACUACACCAGGGGGCAGCGCUUAGUCUGAGGGCAUUAGUAGUGCAUAGUCAACUCCAAGACACACAGGAUUAAAUGUCUUCACGCAACACAUAUUUGCUUUCUUUUCUGCACAUUAUAUCAUAAUUAGAUGCCAGUAGACCAGUAGCUUUUUUGUUUUGGUCAAGUCACAAACUGGCUCCACCUGGUAGUUUAAUGCCCCUUUAAGAUGUCAAGCCCUCUGAGAAGAUCUGUGUAGACGUUUAAAACAGUUGUUAUCCAUUGCAGUAUCCAAACAACAACAAAAAAAGCAUAAAAAUUAUGUAUACAGGUUAUACUUGGUAACAAUAAUUACUAAUAAAAACAAAAAAAUAUA